Sorghum bicolor (sorghum) is the source of this 546-nucleotide messenger RNA. Its product is annotated as E3 ubiquitin-protein ligase EL5. Lineage: Eukaryota; Viridiplantae; Streptophyta; Magnoliopsida; Poales; Poaceae. The transcript has a single exon. The record is from RefSeq and is a predicted model, not a curated record. Gene Ontology annotation, biological process: protein ubiquitination. The coding region runs from base 1 to 546 and encodes 181 amino acids.
AUGGCCACAACCACGAACAAUGCCGGCGGCGGCGGUGCAAGCAAGAACCACCUGUCGUCGUCAUCGUUGCAGGACGGCAGUGCGUACGGCCAGGCGUACUACAGCCAGAAUUCCGGCGAGCCGCCGGGCGACGCGAAUGAUAAUGUGAUGCCCAUAGUGUUCGUUGGCAUCACCGUCGUUCUCGUCCUGCUCAGGCUCCUCUGCUGUCGCAUCUACAAGGAGCAGGUGGCCGGAGUUGGUGGGGACAGAGUGGGUCAGCCGCCGAGCUGCCGAGCAGGAGGCCUGGCCGACACGGAUGGUCCUUCGACGGUGGCCGCCGUGGAGGUGGUGCCACCGCUGGUGUGCACGUACAGGAAGGAGGACGGGUGGGGGGACGACUCCUCGUGCGGCGUGUGCCUGGCGGAGCUAGCCGACGGCGAGGCCCUCCGGGUGCUGCCGGCGUGCAUGCACUUCUUCCACGCCGCCUGCGUCAACGAGUGGCUGCAGGGUCACGACACCUGCCCGCUCUGCCGCGCGCCGCUUGUCGCCCCCGGCGACACCACCUAG